Messenger RNA from Ostrinia nubilalis (European corn borer), 7395 nucleotides. RefSeq lists its product as uncharacterized. The coding region runs from base 1544 to 2020 and encodes 158 amino acids. The transcript has 5 exons. The record is from RefSeq and is a predicted model, not a curated record. Lineage: Eukaryota; Metazoa; Arthropoda; Insecta; Lepidoptera; Crambidae.
UGCGGCGUUGACUCGAUCCUUUUCUGCGGGAGCCUCCAUCGGGUGCGGACGUCGGCGAUGAAGAAAUAACUCCAAGAAAACUGAACGGGGAGAUGACAUUGCUCAUGGUGGACCCAAGACCAGCCAGUGCCUGACGCUAAGCAGCGAUGCCUCGCCUGUGAGUGAACAUCGUCCCACCCCUCGCUGCGCUGUCCCGCGGCCAUCUUGCAGAUGCAGCGCGCGCAGUGCAAGCGCUAGACAGGAGGCACCUGUAGUCUGCAUCGAUUGAAGCUGGAGCCAUCCGGGGCGCAUGUGUAUAACCCAUUGCGCUAGUCGCUCGGUCGCCAGUGUUGUGAACUCGUGUUCGAUUAAAUAUUUUGACUCUAUGACAUUCAUUUACCUGGUCUAGUCCAGCAAAGUUUACAGUGCAAUAUAAUUUGAAACGAAAUGAAAACAUACAGACAAUUUCAAAUCGCAAUCAAACCAUCAAAUUAUAUUUUAUUAUAAAAAUAAAAUUGAUGCAAAUAAUCACUCAGCAAGUGAAUAACUUCUUCUUAAAAGUGAAAACCACUCAACUAAUAAAAGUCCGCUGUCUCGUUGGCAGCCGCAAGUGAUAGUGCUCAAAACCGCAAAUCAAAGACUAGUAUGUUCAAUCCCAAAGUAAUACGAAACUACAAUUCGUGUGACAUUAGUGUAGAGUUUGAAGAAAAGUGCAAAAAAUCGUUCGUGAAUAAAUAAAUAAUCAAAUAUUUAAACUCGGAAGAUUCUAGUUGCACAAAUUGAGCCAGUGUUACGUUUCUUUUUUUACAUUUGAGUUUUUUCCAUUAACCUCAUCGAUCUCCAGAAACCCACCCAGAUUGCAUCCCGCCCCACCUCCGGCUUCCUCCCACUGCAUCCUACCCCCACCUCGUCCCUCCCUGCCAGAUCUACCCUGGCCCGGCAAUCAAUAACGCAUCCCGCACUUUAUACGCAUGUGCAGAAUGACACUGCCUGCGCCACCGAAACUUCAAUCUUAUUUCAAUAAGAACACAACAAUAAUCAUUAUAAUAGUAAUGUGAAAGUUUACACAGAUCAGUGAAAAUAAUAAUAGCUAAGAAACAUCCUACACAGUCUUUAAAAGAUGUGCAACACUUAGUUCCUGUCACUAUGUAAGCAAUUAUUUAUUGAUUUUUUUAUACUAUAUUAAUUUUAACAUCAAGCUUGGCGAAAUUAAUACCGCUGGCGUUGUUUUUUUAUUAUUGUUAUGAAUUUUAUAGAUCAUCGGUUGAGUCAUAGUACACACUCCCGUUUUUUAGAGGUGCUUGGAAAAAUGACAAUUCAUUGAAUUGUCUAAUCGUAUGGUGCUUUGUUAAGAUAACCCUUUUUUAAUGAGAAAAUAUUAUACUCACUUUGAUAAAUUUAAAUACCAUUCUUCCGUACUUAAAACUAGUGGUGCGCACCGCUAGAAAAAGAUUGCCCUUCCCUAUACAUUCCUUCCUUAUUUCGAAUUAAUUUCACGUGUAUCAGUGUUUUAUCAAUUAGUCUCAACAACGUAAAAAUCUAUUAAUUUUGAAGCAAUAAAAAUAUGACCACCCAAAAUUCUUCCUCAGAAGAUAAUGAAUUAGAAGACGACUGCUACGCAUUCGUAAUGGACGAACAUAUCUUGCGACGCGAGCUGCGUCAGGUAGAAGCUGCUUUCUUGCAGAACUGCCGGACACAAGCGCUGGGCAUAUAUGGAUCGAACUAUCAGCGAAGCAUUCGCAACAAAGAUGUAGAGUCAGACCAAGAGAAGCAAUCUCACAAGCAAAAGCUUUUGAGAUCUCCGUCUUCAUUUCGCUCGCCACCGCGGUCUCAGUCGCCCUUGUCGUCGGAGCCCAAAUCGCCCUCGCAAAUACGUUCGGCUUCGCCCGGAUCUGGUAGUUCGCCCGAGGACUCCAGCGACUUCAGCGAGGAAGACACGGACCGUUCAAACUCACCAAUAAUACGCGACGAGAAAAUGCCUACCGACGAAAACGAGGAAGAAACUCACGAUUCUGAGAAACCUGUAUUUCGAUCGCUCUAAACUGACCUCCGAGAAUGCUGCACGACACAAAUAAUGACGAACACGCUAACGCACGAAGAUUAACUUGAUCGGCUCUUGUUUACGGUUUCUAUAUGUUUAGAGGAGUCUUCGAUUAUAUCCAACGAAGAUCCUCCCAUACUCGUAGUAUAAUAUGUGUGGCGAGGAACCAGUCCUUAAUAUCUAAUAAAUUCAAUAUUAAGUGUUAGAUAUUAUAAUUCAUAAUGACAAGUGGCAUGUCAUGGCGCGUCAUCCGAAGGGAGAAUAAAUCGGUGUGAUCAGUAUUCGAUUAUAACUUUUGGAUUGUCAAGAUCUGGGAGAUGGAAACCGAGCGUUUGGUGCGAAGCGGCGGUGGAGAGCUCUACUGAGAUCCUGGGUUCACUGAAUUCAGCGGAUUAAGUGGAAGAGUGAUGAUGUUGAACGUUGCCUAGUGACAUGUUUUGACGCGUCGUUAUGGGGACAAGAGAACUAAACUUUAGGUUAAGUGUUUAUAGUGCCAUGUGACACUGAUACAGUAGUGAAAAUUUAAAAUAGUGAUUAAGGUUUAUUAAACACGUAUAAUAUUAUAUUCUUAUCUUCUACAUAAAAAUAUAUGAACUAUAUACACAUUUCUUAAUAGAAGGGGGUUUUGAGUUAGAAGUGUGUUUCUUCAGUAAUGCCUCAACCCCAGUAGGCUUAAGUGGACUUGUAACACUAAUUGGCAGUGUUUAUUAUAUAAAAAACAAUGUUGUUAAUUUUACAUAAAAUAUUUUAAGCCUGUUUUGGAGUCAUGCUUACGGAAAUUAUAUUUUAAUUAAGUUCAUUUGGCGAAAUCAGAUCUGUUACCGGUUGAUUAAACCUUUAUAAGGCAGUGACAGUGUAGUUGCAUUUCGAACCUUAUCCUGUUAUAUUGAGGUCGAAAAACAAUGAACAUGUUAAAACUUGCUACGUCUUAUAAAGAGUUAAAAUUGAAAUUGAUAUUAUAUUAUUGCUCUUAUCAGAAUCGCGUCUCCGCUCCUGUGAAUUCUUUGCGAGUGAGGAUGACAGAUUGAAAAAAGCUAUCAAAAUUGCAACCUUUCAUUAGCGACAGGUAACUCCGGUCUAAACUUUGGCAUAUUCUCCAAAACCUAGCCACGCGCAGCUGUCAUCGUCAACCGCAAGGGUGCAAAUCUAUUCGCUCGUAAAAAUAUUUGUAAUGCCAUUGUAAUUUUACAACAGUAACAUAAUAAUAGACUGUAUAAUGUGCACUUGAUGAACUAUUUUCGUUAAAAUCGUUAACCCAGAAGCAAGAAUGAACAAUCGCAACACACGAGUCGGUCGUACAACUCGGCAGAUGGACGCGCUCAUGUAAGAAUCGCCAAUCACCUCUCUCGGCACUCGCGGGCGGUCCGUGUGAAGAUGGCUCUUCUGAACAUCAAGACCUGACUACGGUCACCAGGUGGUAGUACUGUAUUCCUCAGUGCCAGUACGUCUGGGUGGGUACCACCGCUCUGCCUCAUACAGGCAGCGUCAAAUAGUUUGUGACACCCCGAACAAGCCAAAAAGUUCGCAACACGGCUUUGUUACAACGUAUUAAGGUUGUGUUUUCAACUUUUUGGUUUGGAUGUUACGAACUAUUUGAUGCUCAUUGUACCAGUUUCGGUAGCACGCUCUUGUGGGCAUGCACCGACCGGCAGGGUAGCCAGGCACGACAGCUAACAUCUGAAUCUGUCUCAGUUGGUCAACAUCUGGAUUGUAACCACUACGAAGUGGUCAUGAAACUAGUAAUAGUUUCAUUUUUUAGUUUUGUUCUUGUAGUUCAGACUUGAUGUCUAAGUAGUUUCAAAAGGGUGAGAGAGAGGUACAGUGCAGCGGUUCAUGAAGUCAGCGCUAUUAUUUUUUCCAUUAAACUUCUCUAUACAGUCUGUUAAUUCUACAAACUAUUUCCACUAUACCUUUGGCGCAAAUGGUUUCUCCAAAACACAAUGGCAUUGCACGUGUUUUAACGCGAGUAGGCUAUAGUAUAGUUAGUUGCAUAUAAUAUAUCCUUUUGUAAACAGUCUUACAAUGAAAGUUUAUCAUAUUUUAAAUACUUACCAGAGUGAUUUGUAUUUGUAUUUUUCGACUGCUAUUUAAAACAAAGACAGACUUUUGUGAUAACUGAUUUACAACUGUUUUAGCAAAGAAUUUAUGUUUAUUUUGCAUUUUAAAAUUGUAUCAAUCAUAAUGUUUCUUAUAUUGCAUUUAUUGGUAGUAUUAAGCGACAGAGUCAUAUGGACUCUUAGGUAAGAAAUGAUUAGGCCUGUAUAAGGCCAUAUAUUUAGAUUAGUCAUCCCACUGCAGGCUCUAGCCUUGCCAAAAGUGGGGAGUCCGAUAUUUCAAUGCCAGAAGUAGUUUGUGAGCCUGGGCAGCUUAGUUGUAAGAAUUAUGUGACAGGACUUGGACUGAUACCAUGCAAUGUAAUGCAAAGAAAUGUAGUUUGUAUAAUAUACCUGGAAGUGGUGCCAAGAACGAAGUGGGACGUUGUGCCAUGUGUGGAACAGUUUUUUCAAGUGUAGUGUCUAUUUAACGGAUAAACGAUUCUACAGCCGAUUCGAUGGACAUAUUAGUAGUUUUAGAAAAAUGUAGUUUUAAGGUUCGCAUCGCAAAGAUGUUUGAAAGCGCGCAUCAGCAAUAAGCAGUGGCAACUAUGCGGGGUAUGAAGUAUUCGCCCGCGGUAUGAAGCUUGCAUCGGAGCGGGGGGAGGGGCCGCGGGCCGUCCCCGCCGACGCGCCGCGGCAAGUUGGUUCCGAGGCAACGCAGUGACAGGAUAGGCCGAUCGUCUGCCCCGUUGGAAAUGACAACCUUUUCGAUCAAUCAAUUAGUUAAACGCCCUUUGAACACUUGUUUGAAUUAUUACAUUUUGAACCAAUGUUCAACGUGUGUUUAAACGUUUGGUAAUAAGACCUCCAAUAUUUUAGUGCUAAUACUGUCUAAGGGUGUGCGUGUAAUUGGGCGGCUUCUCGGCGCGGUCGCCUGUUGCUGAAACUAGCACCGUGCAUUGUAGCGCUGCUAGUACAAUUUCGAUAGAGCGGGUGUAUUGCCGAUUGAUGAUAUACGACCUACCCGCAUUACGCAGCGCUGCUCUGAAUUUACAUGUAACAACCAAACGGCGCGCGAGCGACCGUAUCAGGAACCCGCUGAAUGCGGCGGGCGCCCUUUAAGUACCUACUCAAUCAAUGGUUGUAUUUUUCAAAAUUCUUGUUGUAAUUCACUUUACCAUCCUGUCGCUGUUAAUAACGGAACCAACGGACUACACGGUCGCGGUGUGAGAGCGGUCGCGACACUGCAGCGGCCCCGCCGAACCAACUCGCUCGUGGAGUGGCCGACAAAAUAAUGUGGCAUUGUUUUAUUAAGGUUAUAUACGUCUCAAUACGUAUUUUGUUAGUCCUAAGGAUCUCUAUUAUGCUCAGUAGUCAUUUCCUUGUAUUGUAAUAGCAAAACCACAUACUUAAAACCAAAAUUGAGAACUAUCAACGUAACAAAUUAUAAUAGUGUUUAUAUUCCGAUAUUAUGCAUGCAUUUAAUCACAUUAUUUGAUAGUUUUAAGGAUUAAAGGAUUCUAAUAAUCCAAUAUAUUAAUUAGUAGUCUUAUACUACUCAUUUAUUCAAAUUAUUGUAUUAAUAGUUAAGGAUAUAUAAUAUAUUGUAAUGAGAAAGCUGCCCAGCAGCGCGGCAUAUUGUUGUCUUUGCAGCUGCCCAGGGCUCUGGUAUAAUUAUAUUGUAGGAUUUAGCAGCUGUUUGCAGCUGAGCUGCUUAUCACUAUUCACCGCAUGUGCUAAGCGAUAGUAGAUAGUCUAAUAUAUACUGUCUCAGUAUAUCUGGAGUACACAGAGCCCCGAUUACGGUAACUUUUAACGUCUACAAUCCAGACACGCUUCAUCGAUUCUGCGAUAUUAUUGGUCAAAACAGCUGACGUACGCUGUUUACGCUGGCGUACGUCAGCUGUUUUGACCAAUCGUAUUGCAGAAUCAGAAACGCGUCUGGAUUGGAGACGUUAAAAAUUACCGUCAUCGGGGCUCAGUAAGGUGCCGCCGGACUCCGACGUGGGAGCACGUGACUUGGUCUUUCGCCUCACUAUAGUCGCGAGUGUGCCCGGCCCUUAUGCUCUCAUGCGCACAAGCGCUGGUGUGUACCUAUGUACCCUUGCAUUACAUACACUACUCAAGUUGCGCUUGAUGUGUAGAUUUGAGUCAACUUAUAUUUCAAUUGAUAUUUGGUAAAUUUGAAAAGGAUUUUAUAAAGCAGGAGAUCACAGUAAAGAUCUAUCUGAGAAGGCAUUGGGGGCCCAAGCCCAUAGAUACGUACGUUUGUCAGUAAUGCAUAACUUCAUGGUCAUCUGUAUCUAUAACAAGAAAUGUAAACGAUUGGUCAAUAUCCGAGUUCAAGCCAGUGCAAAACUUUUGGCAAUAGGGUCAAAGCAAGAUAGGUUGUUCCCGACAGCUCAUAACUCCUGUUCACUGUGUAAUAAACAGCUUCAGUAUACAAAAGUCAAGAUCUAUUAAGCGGUAGUUUCAGGAUUGGUCAUACAUUACAUGCAACAAGCGCAAUUUGGGAUGUAUCAUUAUUAUUACUCAAUUUUUAGAUAAGACAAUUACAUGUUACUCUACCUUAGAUAAGUAUAUUAUAAUCUGUGGUUUAUGGUCUCCACAGUGCUGGCAAUUAGGUUAAAUAAAUCGCGGGUCGCAUUGGUCGCAGAACUAAUAUGUAUCUUAAUCAAAAUAUAAUAAGGUUUACUGUUUCUAUAGCACAAAUCUAUUUUGUGACUUUAGACAUCUGUAUGUCAUGAUUAUUAAGAAUUAGAAUUUAGGACCUUGUAAAAGUGGGAAUAUGCAUGAAAAUGUAUUGACACUUUAUACAAUUAUAUUAAUCGGAGUAUACCAACUAAGAAUUUAUUAAUAUAGAAAAGUAUUAAUCUCUUAAAAUAAGUACUUGUGUCAACUAAUAGCGCCAGUGUAAUCUCUCACUUUCGAGACGAUGCACAUCUAUACCUAUUCUUGUAUUUCACAUAUCGACUUGAUUAUCCCUACUGAAUUAAUUUUCGAAAUUAACAAUUUGGCAAGAAUUUGGAUAUUUAAGUAUUUUUUUAAACUCUAAACUAAUUAUUGCAUAUUCCCUUUUAAAAAAACUCAAACUGUAUUUUUUCUAUCUUAAGUAUUAACAUGUGAGACUGUAAAAACAAAAUCCUAUGUAGUUUUCGAAAGAUCCUUUUAAUAAGUCCGCACCUAACGGGCGAAUAUAUCAAAUCAUUUUUUGGAGCUUAUCUUUGGUCCCAAACUAUGUUAUAUUUUGUGAGAUCCCCUUUUCAACUUUAUACGUACCAUGAUGAAUGUACUAUGUGUAUUUCGGUGUAAUUUAGUAAAUGUUGUGAUAAAUAUUCA